Molecule: messenger RNA, 1679 nt
Organism: Paramisgurnus dabryanus
Lineage: Eukaryota; Metazoa; Chordata; Actinopteri; Cypriniformes; Cobitidae
Gene: sgta
Product: small glutamine rich tetratricopeptide repeat co-chaperone alpha
Biological process (GO): post-translational protein targeting to endoplasmic reticulum membrane
Cellular component (GO): membrane; TRC complex
Molecular function (GO): molecular adaptor activity; protein binding
Source: RefSeq, a predicted model, not a curated record
UGACGUCAUGCGCUUUACGGCACGCGGUUGCGCGCGCACGCGAUUCGUCAUCAGUACUGCUCAGAAAUCAUUGAGUGGAGACAACUGGUUUCCUUCACUUUUUUUAUUUGGUGAGGUUUGAGCCUCAGGACAGAAUGGCAGACACAAAGCGCCUCGCAUUCUCUAUAAUCCAGUUUCUCAAUGAUCAGCUGUCAUCUGGAGGUCUGUCAUCAGAUGCUCAGGAAAGCUUAGAAGUCGCCGUCCAGUGCCUGGAGACGGCGUUCGGUGUCUCUGUGGAAGACCAGAGCUUAGCAGUCAACCAAACUCUACCAGAAAUAUUUGCAUCAGCAACAAAACAGACAGGUGCGUCGCAAGUAAAGACCAAUUCAUCCAGUGAUUCACCCACAGAGGAGCAGUUAGCAGAGGCCGAACAUCUUAAAACCGACGGCAAUGAUCAGAUGAAAGUAGAGAACUUUAGUGCAGCCGUCGAGUUUUACUCUAAAGCCAUUCAGCUGAAUCCUCAAAAUGCUGUCUACUAUUGCAACAGAGCUGCAGCUUACAGCAAACUGGGAAACUAUGCUGGAGCUGUUCAAGAUUGUGAACGCGCCAUUGGAAUUGAUGCAAACUACAGUAAAGCAUACGGACGAAUGGGGCUGGCACUUUCAAGUUUAAACAAGCAUUCGGAGGCAGUGAGCUACUACAAAAAAGCAUUGGAGCUGGAUCCUGACAAUGACACUUACAAAGUCAACCUGCAAAUAGCAGAACAGAAAAUAAAGGAGGCACAGUCCAGCCCAGCAGGGGCUAUGGGUGGAGUUGACCUGGCAGGUUUGCUGAGUAAUCCUGGUUUUAUGAACAUGGCAUCUUCUUUAAUGACCAACCCACAAGUACAACAACUGAUGUCAGGUAUGAUGUCGGGUGCCUACAGUCCUAUGGGUGGAGCCACCUCCCCACCAGCAGCUGCUGGAGCAGGGCCAGGAGCUGGAGUAGGAGCUGGAAUAGGAGCAGGAAUGGGGCCUGGAAUGGGAGCAGGAGGUGCCAGUGAUCUCUCUGGCCUCAUACAGGCCGGUCAACAGUUCGCACAACAAAUGCAACAGCAGAACCCAGAGCUUAUUGAGCAGCUAAGGAGCCAAAUGCGCAGUCGACCUCCAAGUAGCGCUGGCAGCGAGGAACCCUGACCACUCCUAGUGGUACCACACAUCAUCCAGUACAAGAUUUGACUUGUUGGACCUUUGGAAGAUGGGCUACUUUUUAUUUUUUAAGAUAUACCUUGUUCCUACGUUUCCAGGGAUAAGACAGUUUAUUCAUAACAAUAAAAACUGCAUGUGUGCCCACUGCCCCCCGUCGCCCCACCUGUUGGGAGAUGUCAUCAGCACACAUUUACGCAUCUUAACAUGAGCUCUGGACAGAUGUCUGAUCAAAUGUACUGAAAUAUCACACUGGGUUAACACGAUAUUUCUAAAUAAUGCUCCACUUGGAUUUUGAUUGUAACCGAAUCACUGCUACAUGGACAUAUAUGCAGAUUUGCUCUGGUAACACCUCAGUGAUUCACCUGUCCGGCUGAAACCGAGAGAUGAGGAACGUGUGCAAUCUCAACAUUGACAAUUAAAUGUCAAAUUUCAAAUAGGACUUAAUAUGUACCUCUGUUCAUUUAAGUUUCAUGUUUAUGCAUAUGCCUGCAACUAUUAAACAACUGAGACUUG